AUGAUCCCAAGUGUGUUUACUCUCGUUGUAUGUGUAUACCACAAAUUGUUGAACAAAUCAGGAAGCAGUUCAUAUGCAGGAAGAAGCAAGCAAGAGGCAGCGUGCGAAGGGCUGAUUACUGGAGUGUGCGUCGAUGAGGAAGUGGCUGCUGCUGUUCAGGACGAGGUGGCGCUCGAUGGAGAUACCAUGAAAAUCGAGCAUUUUGAUGUUCUGCUUAGCAAGCAAUCCGAGAAGCCGUAUACUGGCGGUGAGACCGUUCAGGGCCAAGUGGAAAUAAGCGCACUGGAACGAGUCAAAGUAGGGCGACUGAUCGUGAAACUUAUCGGCCAGGUACAGACGGGAUGGAAAAAUAAAAACAGCGAGGUUCUAUACGAGAGCAAUGAGCAAGUGCUCAAUGAAUAUGUUGAUUUAACACGGUACGUUCAAUUCUAUCGUCAGCAGCUGGCAUUAAAAAGCCCGUAA
Gongylonema pulchrum is the source of this 462-nucleotide messenger RNA. NCBI's taxonomy places the organism in Eukaryota, Metazoa, Nematoda, Chromadorea, Rhabditida, Gongylonematidae. The record is from the annotation of a GenBank genome assembly.